UAAUUAGAGAUUUACGGCCCUAAGUAUGAAAAUUGAGAUUUGUUAUUUCUUCUCCCCAAAUUAGAAUUCUAACCUAUUUCAUUAUAAUUUUUAUACUUUCAAAAGUUGAAGAUUACGGUUCCAAAAAUCAGAGAUAUUGCAUGUGCAGAUUCUUGCGAGAUUCGCGCAAUCCGUUUCUCCAUUCAGUCAUCCGUUUCCAUUUAUUUCAAACUUCCCAUUUUCAGUUGUUUUUCAUAUUUUGAAUUCGGAAUGGUGUCAACUAGGUCAGCUUCCAAAAAUUCACCCCCUCAAAAAAUGAAGAAAUCAACAUCUAGUCCGAGUUCUAGCAAAAGAAAAAUUGAGUUUAAUGCAAUUCCGGCGACAAUGAAGAAUCGUCGAAAGGCUGUGCGUGAAGAUGACGACAGUGACUUCGAGGAUUUUGAUAUCCCUCCGAAGAAGAUGGAUAGGCCUGUUUCAUAUGCGGGUUUGCCUAAAAAGCAUUGGGAUCAUUUCAUACAACCUUCGGACCAUUUUCCUAUUAAGGUUACCCAUCUGAUCAAACCAAGAUGUAUAGCGAGUUUUUGUUAUUCAAGACCUACGUUGAGAAGCAGUUUUUUGAAGUUUUAAGUGUAUUGUCUGAUUUGAAGAGUGUUGUGUGUGUGAAUGAUCAUCACGAUCAUAUGACGGAGGAUGUUGCUGGAGAUGUUUCAUCCUCAGAAGCUACCGAAAGUAUGCUAUCCAAGAAAUCUGAUGACGGAGACCAUGAUGCUGUGGAGACACCUAAAGAUGUUUUUGAAUCUGGUACACCAAAGGAGGAUCUUUGUUUACCGCUGCAGCUGUUAGUGAGUCACAAAUUCAAAUUGUUUGGUGAUGAAGGAAGUUUUUGAUUUGUAAUUGUUAUGAUCAGGUUUUCAGUUGGUUAACCAAUAAUAAGAUGAAAAAAUGCUUAUGAGAAUAGAAAUGUUUAUGAGAAUAGAACGUUAAUGUGUGUUUAUGAGAAUAAAAAUGCUUAUGAUAAUGUCUGUUGAUUUCUGGUGAUUCAAUCUCUCUCGAUCCCUUUCAUUUUUUUCUCGCUCUUUGAUUUUGUUAAUUAACAUGGAAAUUGAUUUGCAGUGACUAUGGUGGAAAUUGAUUUGCAACUGCUGGUUUGAUUUUUUAGUCCGCACAGCCUGCACUCUUGGUGUUUGAAGAAAUGCUUAUGAGAAUAAAACGGUUAUGUAUGUAAUGUUUUAGGUGUUGGUUAACCAAUGGUUAAUAUUGGGUAAACCGUUGGUUAACUUGUAAUAAUUAUGGACAGAUGAAGAUUGAUAUAAACAUUGACAGCGACGAGGAGCUUGAACCAAAACCAAAAUUGAAGACUGGUAGAUUGAAGAAAAACUUUGAAUAGAUUGUAAUAUAGUUGUUACUUUAGAUGUUUUUGAAAUUUUUGUUUGUGUUUCAAACACACUUGGAUAGUUUGUGGAACACAUUUUGGUACUAGUUGGUACACUCCAGUUUUUGGUACAUAUUUGGUUUCUAUUUUGGAUAACA
Mercurialis annua (annual mercury) is the source of this 1509-nucleotide messenger RNA. RefSeq lists its product as uncharacterized. The coding region runs from base 546 to 866 and encodes 106 amino acids. NCBI's taxonomy places the organism in Eukaryota, Viridiplantae, Streptophyta, Magnoliopsida, Malpighiales, Euphorbiaceae. The record is from RefSeq and is a predicted model, not a curated record. The transcript has 3 exons.